Molecule: messenger RNA, 450 nt
Organism: Carassius carassius (crucian carp)
Lineage: Eukaryota; Metazoa; Chordata; Actinopteri; Cypriniformes; Cyprinidae
Product: mitochondrial import receptor subunit TOM5 homolog
Exons: 2
Coding region: 95-250 (51 amino acids)
Cellular component (GO): mitochondrial outer membrane translocase complex
Source: RefSeq, a predicted model, not a curated record
AACUGACGUAUUUCCCUUCUCGCAUGCCUUUUGGAUUGAAUGUGACUUGAAGCGAUCAUUUGAGGCACAUAUAAUCCUUGAUUUCAUCUUAAACAUGCUUAAAAUCGAGGGACUAGGGCCGAAGAUGGACCCGGAGGAGAUGAAGAAAAAAAUGCGCGAGGAUGUCAUCACGUCUGUUCGCAACUUUUUGAUCUAUGUUGCGCUUCUGCGAGUCGCACCUUAUGUUUUGAAGAAGCUUGACAGCAUAUGAAACUUCACCGGAGAGAGAAUCUUUCCCUAAGAGAUGAGCAUGCAGGACCUGGACGAUGCUGCACUGAGUCACUUACCACAGCAGUUAAUGAAGAGAUGGUGUAAUUUUGUCAUUUCUGUUAUUUUAUAUUUUUUACUGGAUGCAAUUGAAUGUACUUGAUUUGUUGUCAUCUAAUCUCAAUUGAAAACUAUGGCAAAAAG